This is a messenger RNA of Tetrahymena thermophila SB210, 2340 nucleotides long. Its product is annotated as myosin heavy chain, putative. The transcript has a single exon. Lineage: Eukaryota; Ciliophora; Oligohymenophorea; Hymenostomatida; Tetrahymenidae. The record is from RefSeq and is a predicted model, not a curated record.
AUGAAGAAGUAAGAAAGAAGAAAGAGCGCAGAUUCUAUACAGAAUGCAGAGGGUUCUAUAUAAAAUCUAAAUGCUAUUAAAGGAGAUGUAGUAUUUGCUUAAAAUAUUGCAGAAAAAUCUCAGUCAGUACUAAAUGAUUAAGAUAGCCUUCUUAACUAAUAAGAAAAUCAAUUACUUAAGAAAGUAGGCAGUGGAUAAAAUAGCGGCAGUAGCUAGGCAAAUAUUUAAUAAUUUGGUAAAUCAAAAUCAAGAUAGAUGAUCCAUAGUAACAGCAACUUCUAAGCAAACAAUUCUAAUAGCCACAACCAUUUAUUUUUAACAUCUUAAGGAAAUAAUAACAACACAAAUAGCAGUUCUAAUAUAAAUUUAAAUGGUGGAUAAUAUAAACAUAUUGAUUAAUUCCCUAAAAUUUCAGAAGCUUACAGUUAAUUAAAUAAUAUGGUAGAGUUUUUAGAAGAAAAAGUUGAUGGAGUUAUUGAACGUCAUGAAGCUGAAUUUUUAUUAGCCUAUAAAAAUCACAUGAUAAAAAUACGCAAGGAAUUAUAAGAAAUGAAAAAUCGUAUGGAUGAGUAAGAUAAAAAGUUAAAGGCGGGAGAUAAAAUGGACUAAUUAGAGAAAUAACUUUCAUGGUUUAGAGAAGAAUCUCUCAAAUUAUAUGAAAAACUUGGCUAAAAGGAUAAAAGCAUUACAGAUUAUAAGCAUACUAUUUAAGAUCAAAAGAAAAAUAUUGAGUUUUAGGAGCAGCAAAUUGCUAAACUUAAUAAAAAAAUCAGAUUUCUAAUGAGAAAAAUAUCUAGCAACGAAAAUGUUAACUUCGAUGAAAGGAGUGCUUCAAUUUCAGCAUAAAAUUACUACUCUUCAUAAGGAGUAAACAAUUAGUAAGAUUACUCUAUUAACUAUAUAAGUUAAGCAAACAACAAUAAUUCGUUAAAUGCUUAGCCAAAUAAUCAUUACAACAGAGGAAAAGGUUCUUCUAAUUCUAUAGGAACAAGCAACAGCAGAAGACCUUAAUCCUCUGAAUAUUCAACAAGCUAGGGUAAAUUUUAACAAAAUCUUUUCAAUUAACUUAAUGGUAACAGUAACAUUAAUAGUUAAAAUAAUAACAUCAACAAUAUAAACAAUCUAAGCAGCAACAACAUUUAUCUUUCUAGCUUGAAUCAAAACACUAGUAAUAACUAAUAUAAUUUGUUAGGAGACGUUGUGGAAUAAAAUGAAACUUAAAACAGUUAGGCUAACAAUGAUGAUUUUGGUCAAAGCAAAACUAACAUUAUGAGAAAUACAAAGGUAUAAUUCGGGUAAUAGGCAAAUAAAUUUGAUGGAUGGAUACCUUAAAGUGAUUUUAUUGCUGAGAUGGUUAUGAAGUAUGAGAAUGAUCAGUUAGCAUUAGUUAGGGAGAUUACACACAUGUUUAAAGUGGAAGAUGAAAAAAAAUAAAAGCAGAUCAAGAAAUUGAAAGAAAGAUUAGAUAAAGUCCUGAAAGAAAAACUUACUCAAAACGUAGUCAGAAGCGACCUUGAGAACUUUUUCUUAGAGUGUAUUGAAACAGUAAGAAAGUAAAUAAUAAAAAGAAAACCACCUCCUAAAACUGCUGAAAACUAGCUUAAUUUCUACUUAACCCAAAUUAAAGACUAUUCAGUUUUUAGAAAUGAAGAUAAAAUUAAAAUUUUAGAAUUGUUACUCUCUAACGAAAGAUUGCUCAUGUUUAUUUAUUAAAAAAUUUUCCCCUAAAACUUCAAUAAAUUUAUGAGCCAAGCAUUAAACUAGACAUUCUAAAACACUAAUGAAAAAGACCCAAUGAAGGCAUUUGAAAUACAAAAGCAUUAAUAAAACUUCAAGCAGAAUGGAAAAAAUAUUGAUACUGACUAAUUGGUUCAAAUGGUUGAAGAGAUUUAACAAUAAAAUAAGGAAAGUGAGGAUUAAACCAUGACAACUCCUAUAAAUAAGUUAAGCAUUUAGCAGUAAGUGGAAAAGUUCUCUAGACCUUAGACUAGAGAUAUUGAGUAAUAUGAUGUAGCAAGAGCUAUAAGAUAGGAGAACAAAUUAGCAAACAGAUAAAGACCAUUUACAUAACAAAAUCAGCUGAACUCCAAUAAGCACAACUAAACAUUCGAUGAGUAUAAUGUAAAUACGUCAUUUUAAAAUUAAAAUAAAAGAUCAUCAAAUAAUAGUUUCUCCUUAGAAUAAAAUUUAAAAAAUAACAAUUAGCAGUAGCCUAAUAAUAUUGCCCCUAAUUCUGUAAAAUUAAAGCUAAAUAAUCUUAUAAAUAAUGACUUUUCUUCUCUUGGCUAACAAAAAAGAGCCUCCUUCAAAGCUAAAAUCAGCUAAUAUAAAAUUUAUUGA